This is a messenger RNA of Juglans microcarpa x Juglans regia, 2146 nucleotides long. Its product is annotated as indole-3-acetic acid-amido synthetase GH3.10. NCBI's taxonomy places the organism in Eukaryota, Viridiplantae, Streptophyta, Magnoliopsida, Fagales, Juglandaceae. The coding region runs from base 237 to 2030 and encodes 597 amino acids. Gene Ontology annotation, cellular component: cytoplasm. Gene Ontology annotation, molecular function: acid-amino acid ligase activity. The record is from RefSeq and is a predicted model, not a curated record. The transcript is spliced from 4 exons.
UCUGAAAAAAUGUUAAAGAGGCUCUGGUUGAGCUUUUCGAUGAGAGACAAAGCUCUCUCGAUGGAUAACCAUAACUCAAGAGAAGCAUAGAUCAAUUUGUGGGCUCCCUGCUUCUUCCUCCAUAUAUCACAGAGAGAGAGAGAGAGAGAGAGGCCAGCCAGUGUACGUUCCUCCCCAACCCCACUAACUUCUUUGUUUUCUGCAUUUUCUGGGUACCGGUAGCACCCGGAUUCCUUAUGGAAACAGCUAUGAGUAACAGUACUAACAAGAACAAUGACAAGUACGACCAUGACAUCAUCGACUGGUUUGAGAGCGUCUCUGAGAACGCCGGUCAUGUUCAAACGCAAACUCUUCGCCGGAUUCUUGAGCUCAACUAUGGUGUGGAAUAUCUCAGAAAAUGGUUGGGAGAUAUCAACAUCCAUGACAUGGAUGCAUGUGCAUUGGAAUCACUUUUCACAUCCGUGGUGCCUCUUGCCUCACAUGCAGAUUUUGAGCCUUAUAUUCAGAGAAUCGCAGAUGGGGAUACAGGUCCUUCACUCAGUCAACAACCAAUAACCACUCUCUCUUUAAGUUCCGGAACAACCGAAGGGAAGCAAAAGUACGUGCCUUUUACACGCCAUAGUGCCCAGACCACUCUUCAGAUUUUUAGGCUGGCAGCAGCCUACAGAUCAAGGGUUUAUCCAAUAAGGGAAGGAGGGAGGAUCCUUGAGUUCAUUUACAGCGGCAAACAGUUCAAAACAAAGGGAGGGUUAGCAGUUGGAACAGCCACAACACAUUACUUCGCAAGCGAAGAGUUCAAGAUCAAACAGAAAAUGACACAGUCAUUCACUUGCAGCCCAGGAGAAGUAAUUUCAAGUGGAGAUUACAAGCAAUCCAGCUACUGCCAUCUCCUCCUCGGCCUCUUCCUUUCUGAAGAAGUAGAGUUUAUAUCGUCCACCUUUGCCUACAGUAUGGUGCAGGCAUUUAGAGGGUUCGAAGAGCACUGGAAAGAUAUAUGCAAUGACAUCAAACAAGGCAGUCUUAGCCCAAGAAUCACUUCACCCAAAGUUAGAGAAGCUGUCUUGAAAAUCAUUACCCCGAACCCAUGUUUGGCAUCUAAAAUCCAAUCGAGUUGCGAGGAGUUGCAGAACUCGAAUUGGUCGGGUCUGAUUCCAAAGCUUUGGCCAAAUGCUAAGUAUGUUUAUUCAAUCAUGACGGGGUCGAUGCAACCGUACUUGAAAAAACUGAGGCAUUAUGCUGGAGAGUUGCCACUAGUGAGUGCUGACUAUGGGUCAACUGAGAGCUGGAUUGGGGUGAAUGUGGAUCCCUCUUUACCCCCAGAGAAUGUCACGUUCUCUGUAAUACCAACUUUUUCAUACUUCGAGUUCAUACCACUUUAUAGAAGGAAGCAAGAUUGCAUUUCAGCGAUUGAUGACUUGGUUGAAGAUGAACCAGUCCCACUCUCCCAAGUCAAGGUUGGGCAGGAGUAUGAGCUUGUACUAACUACUUUUACUGGGCUUUAUAGGUACCGAUUAGGGGAUGUGGUGGAAGUGGCUGGUUUUCACAGAGGAACACCUAAAUUGAGCUUUAUAUGCAGGCGAAAGCUAAUUUUGACAGUAAAUAUAGACAAGAACACUGAAAAGGAUCUUCAGUUGGUAGUGGAGAGGGGAUCUCAGCUGCUGAGUCAGACUGGAGCGGAACUGGUUGAUUUUACAAGCCAUGCUAAUAUAGCUAAACAGCCCGGUCACUACGUAAUUUACUGGGAGAUUAAGGGAGAAGUGGAUGAAAGAAUUCUUGGGGAGUGUUGUAAGGAACUGGAUGCUUCUUUUGUUGAUUAUGGGUACGUCGUUUCCAGGAGAACAAGUUCAAUUGGGCCACUUGAGCUUUGCAUUGUGGAGAGAGGAACAUUCAAGAAGAUUUUGGAUCAUUUCAUAGGCAAUGGAGCGGCAAUGAGCCAGUUCAAGACACCUAGGUGCACUAGCAACCAGGGACUCCUGAGAAUUCUCAAUCUCUGCACCAUUAAAAGGUUCCAAAGCACCGCUUACGAUUGAAACAAACAGAGAGUGAUUUAUGUUUUGUAGGUACGCACGUAGGUAACUACCAAAAACGUGCGAGAACUGACUUGUUUGGGAAUAGAUCUCAUUCUAAAAUUCUCAUAUCAUUUCAU